CUAAGGGUAACCUACUCAAGUACCUACCCAGGUCGCGUUUUGAGAUCUGACCUGUGAGUCAAGGAAUUUUAGACAAGACUCAUCACCAGGCUUGACUCACUCACUCUUUCCCUUGCACAACAUACAAGUCGACAUCGUCACGCUGUCGCGUCCAAUUCUUCGUGCACUUCUGGUGCACUCAUCAGUACUUCGACGGUAUCCUACAAGAUUUACCCGUGCGACAAUGGCUACCAACUCUGGCCGAGGCAAUCCUAUUGCCACCUCCGAUGGGCCAAAGGUCGACGGCCAGGCCCCCCCUCCCGUCUCAGAAGAAGCCAAGGCAACAAUCAAGACCACACCAGCCACAGGCGCAACAGGAACCCACGCCACUGGCCAGGAUGCAGGCGCCGCGUCAAUGGAGGGCACAGGCAAGGUGAAAUCCGCCAAGGAGCUCGAAAAGGAACGUAAGAAGGCCGAAAAGCUCGCGAAGUUCCAGGCCAAGAGCGCCGCGAAACAGGCAGCACCAACCGAAACCACCACAAAGCAGAAAGAGAAGAAGGUGAAGGCUGCCGAGGAGGCCAUACCAAAGUAUGUCGAAGAGACUCCCCUCGGGGAGAAGAAACGGCUCCGGCCCCUGGAUGAUCCUCACUAUAAGGCAUACAACCCUGUUGCUGUCGAGAGCGCCUGGUACGAAUGGUGGGAGAAGGAGGGUUUCUUCAAGCCAGAGUUCACCGAGACUGGCGAUGUGAAGCCCAAAGGUGCCUUCACUAUGGUCAUUCCUCCACCAAACUGUACCGGCAGCCUGCACAUGGGUCAUGCUCUGGGUAACAGCCUGGAAGACAUCAUGAGUAGAUGGCAGAGAAUGCUGGGCAAGACCACCUUGUUCCUUCCUGGAUGCGAUCACGCCGGCAUUGCCACUCAGAGUGUCGUCGAGAAAAUGCUUUGGAGGAGGAAACAACAGACUCGCCAUGACCUUGGAAGAGAGAAGUUCCUCGACCUCGUCUGGGAAUGGAAGCAGGAGUACCAUGACAAGAUCAACAACGCGGAGCGAAAAAUGGGCAUUUCUGUGGACUGGUCAAGAGAGGCCUUCACCAUGGACAAGAACCUGUCCGCAGCCGUCGCUGAGAACUUUGUGCGCCUUCAUGAGGAGGGCAUCAUCUACAGAGCGAACCGACUGGUGAACUGGGACUGCACUUUGACCACUGCCUUGUCAAACUUGGAGGUUGACCAGAAAGAGCUCACUGGCAGAACCCUUCUCGACGUCCCAGGCUAUGACAAGAAGGUCGAGUUUGGUGUCAUCGUUCAUUUCAAGUACCCGAUCGAGGGCUCAGAUGAAACGAUCGAGGUGGCCACGACCCGUAUUGAGACGAUGCUCGGAGACACUGGUAUCGCCGUCAACCCCAAGGACAGCCGAUACACCAAGUAUGUCGGCAAGUUUGCCACUCAUCCCUUUAUUGAGGGUCGGCGACUGCCAAUCGUCGCUGAUGAAUACGUCGACAUUGAGUUCGGUACCGGAGCUGUGAAGUUGACGCCAGGUCAUGACCCCAACGAUUUCAACCUGGGCAAGGCUCACAACUUGGAGUUCAUCAACAUCUUCACCGACGACGGCCUUCUCAACGAGAACGCUGGCGCAUAUGCCGGCCAGAGGCGUUUCGAUGUGCGAUACUCUAUUCAAGAUGACCUGAAGGCAAAGGGCCUGUACGUCGACAAGAAGGACAAUCCAAUGAAGGUGCCUUUGUCUGAGCGGUCCAAGGAUGUCAUCGAACCGAUCAUGAAACCGCAAUGGUGGAUGUCCAUGCGAAAUAUGGCUGAUGAAGCUGUCAAAUGUGUCCAGAACAAUGAAAUCAAGAUCAAGCCUGAAUCAGCUGAGAAGAGCUUCUACAGGUGGAUGGAGAACAUUCAAGAUUGGUGUAUCUCACGACAACUCUGGUGGGGACAUCAAUGCCCCGUCUGGUUUGCCAAGGUUGAGGGUGAGGAGCAGGACACAUCAAACAAUGACCGCUGGUUCAGCGGAAGGACGCAGGCCGAGGCAGAAGAAAAGGCCAAGAAGGUCCUGUCUGGCAAGCAAUACACGCUCGAGCGCGAUCCUGACGUGUUGGACACCUGGUUCAGCAGCGGUCUUUGGCCUUUCUCAACCUUGGGCUGGCCCAACACGGAAGCGGAAGACUUCAAAAAACUGUAUCCCACCUCAAUCCUUGAGACUGGCUGGGAUAUUCUGUUCUUCUGGGUCGCUCGUAUGAUCAUGCUAGGCAAGAAGAUGACAGGAGAUGUGCCAUUCAAAGAGGUCUACUGCCACAGCUUGAUCCGUGACAGUGAUGGCCGAAAGAUGAGCAAGAGUCUGGGUAACGUCAUCGAUCCACUUGACGUUAUCAGUGGUAUUGAUCUCGAGGCCCUCCACGCCAAGCUUCUCACAGGCAAUCUCGCUCCUACCGAGGUGAAGAAGGCCACUGCGUACCAAAAGAAGGCUUUCCCUAAGGGCAUACCUGAGUGCGGUGCCGAUGCCCUGAGGAUGUGCUUGGCAGCAUACACAACUGGCGGCGGUGACAUCAACUUUGACGUGCAGGUUAUGCAGUCGUACCGAAGAUUCGCCAACAAGAUGUACCAGGCAACGAAGUACGUGAUUGGCAAAAUCGACGCCGUCGAAGGAUUCGUGCCCGCAAAGACAAGGACACUGCAGGGCAAGGAGUCCCUUGCGGAGCUCUGGAUCCUGAGCAAGAUGAAUGCAGCAUCAAAGACGAUCAACGAAGCCCUGGAGGAGCGCGAGUUCAUGAAGGCUGCCAACGCGGUCUAUCAAUACAUUUACGCCAACCUCUGCGAUGUCUAUAUCGAGAACUCAAAGGGCCUGAUUCAAGACGGCAACAAGGAACAGGCCGAGUCCGCCCUGCAAACCCUGUACUCGUCACUGGAGGCGGGCCUGCUACUGAUACACCCCUUCAUGCCUUUCGUGACCGAGGAGCUGUGGCAACGCCUCCCAAGGCGCCCUGAUGACAAGACCAGGUCUGUCAUGCUUGCCGAGUACCCGGUCCACCAGCCAGAGCUAGACCAGCCAGCCGCCGAGCAGGCGUACGAGCUCGUCCUGAACAGCUCCAGUGGCAUCCGCUCCCUUAUGGCCGAGAACGCACUGAAGGAGGAUGCCCAGGUCUUCAUCCAGACCUACGACGCCGAAUCGCAUAAGAUCGCCUCGGAGCAGGUCAGCAGUAUCAAGGCCCUCUCGGGCAAGGGCAUCGGUAGCAUCACCAUCAUCGGCGCGGACGAGCCCCGCCCCUCCGGCUGUGUCGCGUACCCUAUCGGUGCCAGCGCGGCCGUCUUCCUGCUCAUCAAGGGCCGCGUGGAUCUGGACGAGGCCAUCCAGAGCGCGACCAAGAAGCUGGAGAAGCGCAAGGGCGAUGCCGACAAGCAGCGCAAGCUGGUCAACGACCCGGCCUACAUCGAGAAGGUCGCCCUCGCGACGCAGGAGGCGGACAAGCAGAAGCUGAAGGACCUCGAGGGUGAGCUGCAGGGCUUCGAGACCACUAUCGAGCAGCUGAAGCAGUUGAAGCUGGAGUAAGCGAGGAAGGAGUGGUAUAAGGUUUCGUUUUUGUUUUUCUUUUUCUUUGCGGGAAGAUGAAUGUCAACAUGAUGCAUACAUACAUCUGUUAGAGCACACUAGUCCUAAGUGGCUAGACAAAAGCAUUACUGUUUCCAUGCUUGGACCAACCCGUUCACUAUCACAACAACUGUACUCACAAGCCAGAGCCGCACAUGCCUUCCAGAUCCGAGGGUAUCGGGAUGUUAACAUUGCUUUGAAGCGAGGCUAUCUGCAUGUUGGGCAAUUGGCUGAGUAAAUGUGGUGACAUAGACAAUUCCGAGCAGGUUUCUCCUUCUG
This is a messenger RNA of Diaporthe batatas, 3844 nucleotides long. Its product is annotated as valine--tRNA ligase. The transcript has 3 exons. The coding region runs from base 224 to 3526 and encodes 1100 amino acids. Lineage: Eukaryota; Fungi; Ascomycota; Sordariomycetes; Diaporthales; Diaporthaceae. Gene Ontology annotation, cellular component: cytosol. Gene Ontology annotation, biological process: valyl-tRNA aminoacylation. Gene Ontology annotation, molecular function: aminoacyl-tRNA deacylase activity; valine-tRNA ligase activity; ATP binding. The record is from RefSeq and is a predicted model, not a curated record.